UGCGACGGGACACACGGCGCUGUUUCUGAACACCAGUAACAGUAACAGACAGCAGGAAGACAUGGCGAAACUCUGUGUUUAUAUGAACUGUGUUUUUGUGCUUGUGUUCGGGUUGUCCUCCUUGUCUGUCCCGGCUGAGGCUUCUCCUGAGCAGACGAAGACGGUGGAGUUCAACGUUAAACCGGGAGGAGUGGUGUACACAUUCUCCGAGGCAUUUAGGGAUUAUGAAUGUUCCUUCACUUACGCUUCACAAGGGGGAACCAAUGAGCAAUGGCUGAUGAGUGUUGGCCUGAGUGAUGAUGACACGCUGUUUUCCUGUUCUGUGUGGAGGCCUCAGGGGAAAUCUUACCUGUUUUUCACUCAGUUCAAAGCUGAACUCAAGGGAACCAAGAUUGAAUACGCCAGCGCUUAUUCGCAGUCUGCAGCAGCAGGACACAGUGACGUUCCCUUGAGGCCGGAGGAAUUUACCAUCAAAGACUCAACAGUGACCCACAACGAAGGAAAGUUCAGUGCUCAACUCUCCAAAUUGGUCGCCAUCGGACGGACACGACACGACGAGCUGUAAGCGGUCAGAAGGGUGACCUGGCUUUGUUCAUGCUGUGACCAGUCACAGCUCUGAGUUGGGGGCUCAGUGUCCGUCCCUCAUCAAUGAGGGGUGAAUUUGGAAAAUGUUCCUCCUAAAUGACAAGUAAAAAAUUGAAGUAGGACAAUACUGAUGCUCUGGUACGGCCUAUGCAGCAAUUUGUGUGGUGAAUUUUUUUUUUUUCCAAGAUGGUAGAUUUAUGCUACUUUUGACAAAAAUAAUUAAACAGCAAGCAGCUGGUGGAGUAUCCCAGUUUCCCUCUCUCUCUCUUUUUUUUUUACAUAAUGUCCUAGUUAAAUUUAUGCCAUAAGAUUAAGUGUUUCCAUAGUUUGUGAGGCUCUUAUAUUUACAGCAAAUAAAUCUGCCCUGAUCCACUGGGGACGUAUGUGAAUGUAUAGGGGAUUGGCGUCUGGAGGUUUUGUUGAGUAUAGAUAACACAUUUAGAAUUGGGAAAGGAUUUAUCCAUCUUGUGUAAUCCUAAGAGGAAAGUGAGUAAUCCCCAAUAUCGUCAUGGCACACACAUAAACAAUUACAUUUUGCUCAGUCUCAUUCUGUUCUAAAGCUGCUGUUGAGCCAACGCCCCAGUCUCUGUUUAUCUUCAUCUGUUCCAGAUAACUCACAUUUGAUCCUCCAUAAUCACAAUUCAGUAUUAUUUGUGAUAAGUCUUUGUUUUGUGCUUGCUUUUUGGGCCAGAAGUGAUACUUAUCAUAUGGAAUUAAAGGUCCAGUUUAUAACAAUUAGUUGGGUUUAUGGGCAUAAAUUGAAUAUACUACUCAUAAGUGUAAAAAAUACUUUAAAAUACCUUUAUAGUAAGAUUCCUACACACACGUUAGGCAGGUGCCUUACUUUACAGGCUGCCAUUGCGCACUGCCAGUUUCUGUAGUAACCCAAAUGGAAGUAGCAGAAGCUUGCAAUGCAAACAAAAACGGCUCCACCCACAUAAACCAGAUGCAUGAACUAAUUAAGGAGAAAGUGGAGAGCGGAAGAAAGGAAAUUAUUCUGUAUUAAAAUCCUUUUUGCAAAGGCCACUGUAGUUCCCUGACACUUUUGGAUAAUGGAGAGGUGAAGGUAGGAGUCUCAUUAAUUCUUGCACUCUGGACACACUGAAGCAUUUGUAGCAAACUGUCAAACAAUACCAGUGCAAUGUUGUUGUUUAAAAACCUGAAAUUACAAAGAAAUAUAAAAGUUCUCAAAUCUCCAAAGUUUGAAAUAUGUUUUCUUUUUCAUUUUGUGCCCGCAAGAUUACAAAUGGAACACAGUCCAUAUAAACUCAAUAUAAGAUCAGACACACAGUCGAUCAUUGGUCCUCAUUCUGCCCAAAAAAUGUGGACAUUAUUAGAAGCUUAGCAAGUAAAUCAAUUAAAUCUGUUACAUUUUAUUGAAAAUAAGCCCUUAACAUUGUCCCUUAGCAAUAAUGACCACACAUCUGUAAUAAUCUGUUGUUUUUUUAAAGUCAAUUUUAAGUUUCAGAAUAUUUUAAUCUCAAAUAUAUAUGGUGUGUACAUAGAGGAUUGACUUUCAUCGUUGAGUGUCACGUGUGGAUCAGUGAGUUUAUUGUGCAUGUCUCAGAGCUACAUCAUUAUAUCACAUCUGCUCCCUCUCGUCUCACUGCUCUUAUGUAACAAGUAGGAUUACCUUUAUCUCCCUUACACUGAUCCAGCCCUCUUAGAUCCACACAACAGUCCAGAGGAUGAUGUCUGGGGAUAGAUUUCAGAUUUGAGUAUUGUGCUGCUUUGUCUCUGUGGUGGGAUUAUGGUCUGAGGUUCGUACCUUUCUUUGGUCUUGAUUUGCUUUCCAUUGUCUGGCGUUUGGCGUUAAGGGAAAUGCUCAUCAGGGAUGUUUGUGUGUCCCUCUUGUCACCAUCGAGGCACCCUCUGGGGUUUCCACAGGAAAUUACCACGUUCAGCGCCUGAGUGGAAAUGGACAAGAUCUUACUUGCUUUAUAUUUAUAAUUUUUUUCUACUUCUUGAUUGUUCUCAUUUCAUGGUGAAAUGAUAAGUACAGUCUGUUUCAAUAAAGACAUCUUGGCACUGCU
This is a messenger RNA of Solea senegalensis (Senegalese sole), 2618 nucleotides long. RefSeq names its product myeloid-derived growth factor (gene mydgf). The record is from RefSeq and is a predicted model, not a curated record. Lineage: Eukaryota; Metazoa; Chordata; Actinopteri; Pleuronectiformes; Soleidae. The transcript has 6 exons. The coding region runs from base 62 to 565 and encodes 167 amino acids. Gene Ontology annotation, biological process: positive regulation of endothelial cell proliferation; positive regulation of angiogenesis.